AUGGGAGCAUUGUUUUGGCUAUGUGUGAUUCUUCUUUCUGGUUGGAACAUGACAUCAAUUUUUAUUUUAACAAUCAACCGAUACAAUACCGAUUCGACCAGUAUCGGAGUAACAACUACUUACAUUCGCUGGACAAAUACAUUUCCAGCGGUUAGUAUUUGCUUAUCAAAGAAUCGAAUAACAUCCGAGUUUUCGAAUGCUGUCAAAAGGAGAGUCGCUGGCGAUGCACCUCCCUCUUAUAUAUAUAUAAGAACCAUUUUCGAUUACCUCUUUGUGAAUCCAAAUAAUUUUUAUAUAAAAGGGGAGUAUUGCAAAGAUCUGAAUUCAACCUGCGGAGUUGAUAUUUUGGAUAUGAGAAAAGAGUUACUGGCUCGCUCUUGCAAUCAAUUUGUGGAAAAAAUAUACUUUUCUGAAAAACUAAUGGCAAAUUGCGAAGAUAUAUUUAAAUUUCAUGAACUUGAAAUGGGAUAUUGCUUUCUUGCUAACAAUUUAUUGGAUUACAAAACUAUUGAUUUAAUGCCAUUGAAAUAUUCGCCCUCGGAUAAAUACAGAAAUCUAAAACUAAUAUUACGCAGUGGACUUACUUAUCGAUAUGACCUCUAUAUUCACAGCCCAGAGGAUGUUCCGUAUUUUAAUGCUGUAUCGUACACGAUUGCAUCCGAUCCUUCAGUUCACAGUUUUAAUGUCGAAGAGAUCUAUAACAAUGACGAUGUAAUUUACGAAAACGUUAAUCAACGAAUGUGCAAAUUUCCCACAGAAAGUAAUGAUAAACAUAUUUUUUAUAGUUUUUCAAAUUGCAUGUCUCAAAUCAGAAAUGAAAUGGAGGUGAAGCUAUGCAAUUGCACGUUGUUUGCCAAUUCUAAAGAAGAUUCAUCGAAAUAUUGCGGUAUUAAAGGAUUAUCCUGCUUGGAUGAAGCAAAUCUUUCUGGUAAAGUAAAAGACUUUGUUGGAACAACUUUGGCUUGUUUGCCAUCUUGUGUGGAGCAACAGAUAAAUUAUGUUGGUUCACGUGAAACCAAAUCCGAAGAAUAUCCUGAUGCAAAUUACGUCGAAAUCGAAAUCGCUAGUGCGCCAUCAGCUCGAUAUUAUCGUACAGUAACUCAAACAAAGUUGGAUUUAGUAGUUGCAAUCGGAGGAGUAAUUGGUUUGUUUAUCGGAGCAUCCUUGCUAAACAUUUUGGAAGUUAUAUCUUUGUUAUCAAAACAAAUUAAGGAUUUACUUGUACACAACUGUUUGUAA
Drosophila willistoni is the source of this 1239-nucleotide messenger RNA. RefSeq names its product pickpocket protein 19 (gene ppk29). The transcript has 10 exons. The record is from RefSeq and is a predicted model, not a curated record. Gene Ontology annotation, cellular component: membrane. NCBI's taxonomy places the organism in Eukaryota, Metazoa, Arthropoda, Insecta, Diptera, Drosophilidae. Gene Ontology annotation, biological process: sodium ion transmembrane transport. Gene Ontology annotation, molecular function: ligand-gated sodium channel activity. The coding region runs from base 1 to 1239 and encodes 412 amino acids.